AUGGGAGGGCGGAUGAGGACGGGUGCUGCAGGCAGUCGUUUAAACGGAGGCUUCUUGACCCACCAAUUUCCUUCAGUGCGCCCUCCUCACCUCAAUGCUCAGGGCCAACGAGUGGUGUACUUCUGCCGGUGCAAUAUAGAAUACGGUAUGAUAUUUACUUUUGGGGAAAUUUACUUUACAUGCCUUAUGGUUUUAAUAUCACACAUCGCAUCCAUUUACCAAACCCAAAGUGAUUUUGUAAUUUUGAAGAUGCAAAACAAAUUAAUUCAACGCUCACAUUCAGCCAACCGUAUUAUAUGAUUUG
Messenger RNA from Gryllus bimaculatus (two-spotted cricket), 304 nucleotides. The record is from the annotation of a GenBank genome assembly. Lineage: Eukaryota; Metazoa; Arthropoda; Insecta; Orthoptera; Gryllidae.